AUGGCCCCAGAUCUGGAAGAACUCAGAAGGCUGCAGCACACCUUGGAACAGGUCAAUAAUGGCAAAGAUUUGCUUCAAAGCCAUCAGCUUGCCAUGGAUGAAGAAAAUAAUAUUGAAAAAUAUAAUAUCAACUUACAGCCCCUGGAAUCCAAAGUGAAAAUCAUCCAGCGGGCAUGGCGCGAGUACCUGCAGCGCCCCGAGAAGCGCAGCCCCUCCCCACCAUCCCUCUCCUCAGGGAAGAUGAGCAGAUCCAUCAGCAUGAACACCUUUUCUGACACCAGCACCCCCGUGAGUACUGGGAGAGGUUUUCCCAUCCUUUCUUUUUGUUGGCUUCCUCCUGGGGACUUUGGAGAACUGCAAGCUGAACGAUGAGCUCCUGGUGAGAGAGGGAGUUGGUGGGGAGGGGGUGGGAGGUGA
Calypte anna (Anna's hummingbird) is the source of this 417-nucleotide messenger RNA. RefSeq names its product IQ motif containing J (gene IQCJ). NCBI's taxonomy places the organism in Eukaryota, Metazoa, Chordata, Aves, Apodiformes, Trochilidae. The record is from RefSeq and is a predicted model, not a curated record.